AAAAAAAAUAAUUUAAUCAUGUCUUUCUCUCAACCAUUACUUAGUCAAGUCUUUCGCGAUAUGCAUCGUGCCUUUUCUUUACUUGAUGAACCUUUAACUAAUGUAUCUCGACGAGCUUUGACUGGAAGAUAUCCACCUACGGAUAUCAUUGAAACUACUACUGGUUAUGAACUUCAUGCCGAAAUCCCUGGGUUUAAAAAGCAAGAUAUUGAACUUCAAUUACCUGAUGAUCAUACAUUGGUGAUUGGUGGAAAACAAGAAACUGUAAGUACUGAUCGUCGUAUUGGUACAGAAGGUGAAGCUACUCCAACUGAAGAAACUGAUGAAACUGCUGUCUCUACAAGAAAUCAAGCUACUGAUGUUGUAGCUUCACAAGGUUCUCCUUAUUGGUGGAAAUCUGAAAGAGUCACUGGUUCUUUCUCGAGAUCAUUUACUUUCCCACAUUCGAUUAAUGGUGAUGCCAUCAAAGCAAGUUAUAAGGAUGGUAUUCUUAUUGUCACUAUUCCAAAAUCUGAUAAAUCAACUAUUCGUAUCCCUAUCGAAUAAAUCUAUCAUUCUGUCUAAAAAAAAAAAAAAAAAAAAA
This is a messenger RNA of Halteromyces radiatus, 583 nucleotides long. RefSeq names its product HSP20-like chaperone. The record is from RefSeq and is a predicted model, not a curated record. The transcript has a single exon. Gene Ontology annotation, biological process: response to salt stress; protein complex oligomerization; protein folding. The coding region runs from base 19 to 546 and encodes 175 amino acids. NCBI's taxonomy places the organism in Eukaryota, Fungi, Mucoromycota, Mucoromycetes, Mucorales, Cunninghamellaceae.